GUCUGUCCUGUAGUGGCAUCCCCGGGGGGGAGAGGCUGUCUCUGCCUCCCGGCUGCUACUGCACCGCGCCCGUCGCCGCGCGUGUGCAGGCCGGGGGCGGGGGGGGCACUGGUCUGUGGCGCCACCUGCCCCUGUGCGGUGGCGGUGAGCGGGGCCCACGCUGAGGGGAGGGGGGUGGGUGAAAACCUGUGGUGAGAGAGAGGGAAAGCGUGAGGGAGGCAGCGGGCCUGGUGUCCUUUGUGAAGUAAAUCAACACGUUAAACAGUGAAUUUGGUACAGCGGAUAAAGGUGAAAAGCGCAGAGCUGGGAGGAAAAGUGUUAACCUCUUCCCUGGAGAUGUACUGAAUCGGUUGCUACUGUGUGGGCAUUUUUUCCCCGCAGGUAGGAAAUCUGGUAUUUCCUAAAGAAAAAAUAAUGAAGAAAAGAAAGGUUUCAGUCCAUGUAUGAUUUUACAUUUUGGGAGCCCGAGCCCUUUGUAGAAAGGAAGGAUUUGUUGGAAGGAUGGCUGGCCAUGUUUGCAGCUUUGUCAGUCUGUAUCACAGAGAAACAGCAGAUGGAUACAGCGUGUGAUCUGUGGCUUAAAAGGAAUCAGAUUUGAAGACUGCUUUCCUGCCAGGAGCAUCCACCCAAACAAAGAGUUUUGAAAGGAUUGUUGUCAACUUCAAAAAAAUGCAUUGCCAUUUGAAAGUUUUGUGGUUUUUUGUAUAAGAGGAUCUAAGAUUUUGAAGUUACUUUCUCUCAGACUUCAGAAGAGGAAGUAGCUGCUAUUCUGCUCUAGCAGCCACAUCACCAGGGCAACAUGGCAUUUGCAGGCAAAUACGAAUUUGAAGGCGAUGAGAACUACGAUGACUUCGUGAAGAAGAUUGGUCUCCCCAGUGACAAGAUUGAAAUGGGAAGGAAUUGCAAAAUAGUCACUGAGGUGGUGCAGAAUGGAAAUGACUUCACCUGGACACAGCAUUUCCCAGGAGGCCACACCACGACCAACACAUUCACAAUCGGCAAGGAAGCAGACAUGGAGACAAUGGGUGGUAAAAAGUUCAAGGCAACUGUUAAAAUGGAAGAUGGCAAAAUAGUAGCUGAUUUUCCCAACUAUCGUCAUACUGCAGAGAUUUGUGGAGGAAAGCUAGUAGAGAUUUCUACUACUUCUGGUGUAGUCUACAAAAGGACCAGCAAAAGGAUUGCUUAAGGCAGUAAAGUCAGUCUUUUCCAGUGCACUGAAAAACAAAGAACAGGACAAAUAAACAAGAGUUUUGAUUGUCUUUCCCUCUUUCUUUGUAUUACAAACAUGAAGAAUUGUUUUUCAGAGUAAUAUUAUCCUCAGCAUUACUGCUUACCCCAUUCCUAAAGAUCUGACAAAUACUCAGAAAAUCAGAAGAUGCCACAAAUCAUUUAAUGAUGCUGUCCAGUCUAAGUAUUUCAGGAUAUGAUACGUACUUGACAUAUUCAAAUGUGGUCUACCACAUGCUUAAUAGAACCUCUAUUCAGUAUCUGUCUAGAGAACAGGACAAUACUCUGCCCAAAGCGUACAUCAAAAUGCAAGACCUGAUGAAAACCUUUUGCCCUAUUGCUGGUUGGAGGACAGAGAUUUAGGAGCUUGAAAACAAGAGAAAAUUUAGUUUAUCACUAAUUAAAAGAUAUGCUUU
This is a messenger RNA of Falco peregrinus (peregrine falcon), 1643 nucleotides long. It is a transcript of the gene FABP6, whose product is annotated as fatty acid binding protein 6. The transcript has 7 exons. Gene Ontology annotation, biological process: fatty acid transport. Gene Ontology annotation, cellular component: cytosol; nucleus. The record is from RefSeq and is a predicted model, not a curated record. Gene Ontology annotation, molecular function: fatty acid binding. NCBI's taxonomy places the organism in Eukaryota, Metazoa, Chordata, Aves, Falconiformes, Falconidae. The coding region runs from base 800 to 1186 and encodes 128 amino acids.